AUGGCACAAGUAGAAGGUGAAGCCGCAAAAACAAUAGAGGGACUACAACUGAGCAGCGCAAACUACAAGGAAGCGUUACAACUAUUGAAAGACCGCUAUGGGCAGCCACACAAACUGAUUUCAUGUCACAUGACAGCGUUGUGGCAACUACCAAAACCGAACACUACUAUUGUGAGUAUUCGCUCCUUUUAUGAUUCGUUAGAAACACAUAUAAGAGGCCUUAAAUCUCUGGGGAAAACUGAAGAAAGUUACGGCGAACUACUAGUUCCUAUUGUUCUAGAUAAACUGCCCCAAAGUGUGAAAAUACAGAUUUCACGUGAACAUGGCGAUAAGGCGUGGACCAUAACAGAACUGAAGGAUGCUCUUUAUAAAGAGAUACAAGCAAACCAGGCCGCAAUCAACAUCGGAAAUGAACAAUACGAUAAUCCAAUUCCUACUGCCGCUACUCUACAUGUGGGGACCAGAGCCAAACCGAAACCGUGUGUGUUCUGCCAGGGAUCUCACCUAUCGGGAAGAUGUCAAGUCGUGUCAGACGAUAAGACCCGUAUGGAAAUACUGGUGAAAAACAAGAUAUGUUUUAAUUGCUUUGGUGGAAAACACAGAUCGACUGAAUGUUGGAGUAAAUUCUCGUGUCGUAAGUGUGGAAAAAGACAUCACACAUCGAUCUGCGAUGCCAGUCAAAAACACGGAGAGAAUACCCGCACUACCACGGAAACACCAAAUACUACACAUGUGAACUUAACUCCAACGUCUGGACCAACAUUAUUGAAAACAGCGAUUGGAAAUUGUAACGUCUGUAUUGAUAAAUCAACUCGAGAAGCUCUGUUUUGGAUAGACGUAUAUUUAUUGACAACUGAUGGCGGCCAUGCCGUUUAG
Saccoglossus kowalevskii is the source of this 876-nucleotide messenger RNA. RefSeq lists its product as uncharacterized. NCBI's taxonomy places the organism in Eukaryota, Metazoa, Hemichordata, Enteropneusta, Harrimaniidae. The record is from RefSeq and is a predicted model, not a curated record.